Molecule: messenger RNA, 993 nt
Organism: Echinops telfairi (small Madagascar hedgehog)
Lineage: Eukaryota; Metazoa; Chordata; Mammalia; Afrosoricida; Tenrecidae
Gene: TAS2R38
Product: taste 2 receptor member 38
Exons: 1
Coding region: 1-993 (330 amino acids)
Biological process (GO): detection of chemical stimulus involved in sensory perception of bitter taste; G protein-coupled receptor signaling pathway; sensory perception of taste
Cellular component (GO): membrane
Molecular function (GO): bitter taste receptor activity; G protein-coupled receptor activity
Source: RefSeq, a predicted model, not a curated record
AUGCUAACUCUCAGCCCCGUCGUCACCGUAUCCUAUGAGGCCAAGGGUGUGUUUCUGCUGCUCUCCGUCCUGGAGUUUACAGUGGGGGUCCUGGUCAAUGCCUUCAUCGUCGUGGUGAAUGUCUGGGACAUGGUAAAGAAGCAGCCACUGAGCAGCUUUCACCUGGUGUUGUUGAGUCUCGGCAUCAUUCGGCUGUUCCUGCAUGGACUGCUGUUUCUGGAGGCCAUCCAGCUCACCCACUUCCAACAUAUCAAGGACCCCCUGAGCAUCAGCUACCAGAUCAUCCUUGUGCUCUGGAUGGUUACCCACCAAGCCAGCCUCUGGCUGGCCACCUGCCUCAGCAUCUUCUACUGCUCCAAAAUUGUUCCUUUCUCCCACACGGCCCUGCUCCUCAUAACUCGCUCUUUCUCCAGGAAGAUGCCCCAGGUGCUCCUUGGAGUGACCUUUCUCUCCUGCAUCUGCACGGUGCUCUGUUUGAUGGAUUUCUUCAACAGAUCUCAACCCAUUUUCACAGCUUGGCUGCUCAUGAAUAACACAGAAAAGGGAAACCCAGAGAUUCACUUAUUUUACUCCUUCCUCUUCUGCAACCUGGGGUCCUUUCCCCCUUUCCUCUGUUUUCUGGCUUCUUCGGGGAUGCUGAUCAUCUCCCUGGGGAAGCACAUGAGGACCAUGCGGGCCAAUGCCAGUGGCUCUCGGGACCCCAGCCUGGACGCCCACAUCCGAGCCCUCAAGUCACUUGUCUCCUUCCUCGGCUUCUACGUGGUGGCGUUCUGUGCUGCCCUCCUGUCGAUGCCCUCUCUGAUGCUGUGGCAGAACAAAAUAGGGGUCAUGGCUUGUGUGGCGGUCAUGGCAGCGUGUCCCUCUGGUCAUUCGGUCAUCCUGAUCUCAGGUAGCGGCAAGCUUAGGAGGACAGCAAAGGCCAUUCUGCUCUGGGCACAGAGCAGCCUGAAGGUGAGGUGCCGCUACAAGCCAGACGCCCAGAUGUCGAGCUGA